Molecule: messenger RNA, 606 nt
Organism: Phytophthora sojae
Lineage: Eukaryota; Oomycota; Peronosporomycetes; Peronosporales; Peronosporaceae
Exons: 6
Coding region: 1-606 (201 amino acids)
Biological process (GO): DNA repair
Molecular function (GO): DNA binding; catalytic activity
Source: RefSeq, a predicted model, not a curated record
AUGACGACGCUAUGGGGUGCGGCUAAUGAGGCUGCGUGGGCUGCAGCCUGGGCGAGCUACGGCUCGGUGCUCGCCUCCGUGCAGAAGAGCGAGCUGGCGGAGCUGGAUGGCUGGUAUCUGGCCUCUUUUCCGCCGAUUCUGCGGGCGCGCGAGCCCGAGCCAUUCGUGCAGAAGCAGGAGCUGCAGCGCCUCAUGGAGUGGAAGCUCAAGAAGGGCAAGUGGAGACCGCAGCUCAUGAAGUUCGUGAGUAACUUGGGCGAGAGCGAGGUGGAGCAGGCAUCGCGAGACGCCUUCAAGCAGCUUAAGGCCGGCGAUCUUCGAGCAGCCACGGAGGAGCUCUGCGCACUUAAAGGGGUGGGGCCUGCUACGGCGUCGGCGGUGCUGGCAGCGUACGAUGAAAGCGUGCCUUUCAUGGCGGACGAAGCGCUCGAGGCCAUCGCCGGAAUCAUCGGCCCGCGCAAGUACACGUUGCCGCAUUUUCUGAGCUUCGCGGAGCAGUUACGCGCCAAGGCAAAGUGGCUGAACGAACAGCGACCUGCAAACGACGGCGAGGAAGCCGGAGCCUCCGCGUGGACAGCGCAGCGCGUGCAGUUGUCGGAAGCGUGA